CCCAAAACUAGAAAAAGUUUAAAUGUUCUGUAUUUUGACAUCUAGGUUGAUUUACUCACUAAGUUCUAGCAUUUCCCGAUAGAUAGCAACACUGGCCAGACUUCUGAGCCAACCUGGGUAUAGUUACACGUUUCACCACCAAUGCAGUGCUGCUCCAUCUUGGUGUUGUCAAAGUGCUGGAUUUUGUUGUCUUCCAACUUUUGUUUCCUCAAGCUUAUUUUUAAGCUGUUGAGAGCUGGGAAAAUGCCAAGAAACCGGAUAAAACCACUAGGGACUAGAAAUUACGGUAACUACAAACCAGAAAUAUUGGAUGAAUGUCUUGAGGCCAUACGAUCAGGUGAGUUAACACAAAGAGCUGCAGAAACAAGGUAUGGCAUUCCUCGUUCUACAAUUAAGAAUAAAUUGAAAGGCAGGCAUAUGAAUACAGUUGGUCGAGCAAGAACAUUUAGCGAUGAAGAAGAGCUGGCUUUUGAAAAGCACUUGAUAACACUAUCUGACUAUGGAUUUCCAGUUGUUGAGACUGAUUUCAGAUAUGCAGUAAAAUGCUAUUUAGAUAAGAAAGGUGUCAAGAUAGAUAGGUUUCAAAACAACCUCCCUGGCUACGAAUGGACCAAAUCGUUUUUGAAAAGGCAUGAGAAGCUGACAAGUCGUCUCAGCUCUAACAUAAAAAAAGUAAGAGCUGAAGUUGGUGCUAAAGAUAUUGAAAAUUACAUGGAAAACCUGAAAGAAGUUAUCGAAAACGUUCCUGCCACUCAUAUUUGGAACUACGAUGAAACAAAUCUUUCAGAUGACCCUGGAAACAAAAAGGGACUCUUCUCCCCCCCUAUGUAGUGUACAAGGCAGAUAACAUGUGGACAACUUGGACUGAGAAUGGACCAGCAGGGGCUCGUUAUAAUCGUUCUAAAAGUGGCUGGUUUGACGCUAUAUGUUUCGAAGAUUGGUUUGAGUCGUUGUUCUUACCUCAUGUGAGAACUCAAAAUGGGCCAAAAGUUAUUAUCGGGGAUAACUUGUCUUCACACAUUAGUUUAAACGUACUUAGGCUUUGUGAAGAAAACAAUGUUAAAUUUGUCUGCUUACCACCGAACUCCACCCAUCUUACACAACCUCUAGAUGUGGCCUUCUUUUCCCCCAUGAAAAAGUCAUGGCGAGCAAUCUUAAGCAAAUGGAAAGAGUCCGCUUCUGGCUCUAAGUUCACAACCAUUCCAAAGGACGCAUUUCCGACUCUAUUAAAAGAGUUAAUGGCUAGUUUGGCAGAAAAUCAAGAAAGAAACCUGAUGGCUGGAUUUGAAAAGUGUGGAAUCCAUCCUUUUAACAAACAGAAACUACUAGACAGGCUGCCAGAAAACCAACCGGUUGACAACACAGUAAUAGGAGAAGCCUUUCUUGAGCAACUGGAGAAAAAGAGAGCUGAAUACUUGACGAAAGAUGGCCCCAAAAAGAGAAAGAAGAAGCUGCAAGUGCCCGCAGGAAAGAGUGUUUCGGUUAAGGAUGUAGAAGAAGCUACCGGUAUCUUAGAAGCAACCAAUAAACCCUCUUCGUCAAAGCAGACUUCGUCAAAAUCUGAGAAAGAAAAAGUUCCCAAGAAGAAGCAUAAACAGACUUACAAUUCUUCUUCGGAUGAAGACGAUGUGGAAAUGGUAUUAGAGUCAGAUGGAGUGAGUGAAUCAUUUUCAGACCUAGAAGACCUUCAGGAAGAAUCUAAGAAAGCCGAACCUACUGCUGAAACAAAAAAACAAAAAUGGAAAGCAGAAGAUUUUGCCGUUGAUAACUUUGUAAUUGUGAUCUACAAUGGUCAAAAGUACCCUGGCAAAAUAGUAAGCAUUUUUGAUCAUGGCCCAGUAGUUGAGUGCAUGGAGAAGAAAAUAAAAUUCUGGCGCUGGCCUGAGAAGCAAGACCGCAUGGCCUAUGACUGGGAUGACGUUUGGGAAAAAAUAAAUCCUCCUAAAAUAGCAUCAAAGAGGAACCAGUUCACAGUCCCAGAACUAGACAAUUUCGUGGAAUAACUUGAAAUAUUUUUACUUCCUUUUGUAACAAUAAAGUGUGAUUUUUACUUCGUUUUGUAACAAUAAAGUGUGGUUUUCUUAGCAGUUUGUUUUCCUUUUCCACUUUUUUGUCCAAAUCAUAAAGUUUAAAAGUAAAAAUCUAAUAAACUUGAAAACUGAAUACUUGAAAAGAAUCUUGUAUAGGGUAACUUUGCUCCACUUAUGAUAUGGUACUAAAUUUCAAAGGUUUUAAUGGAUGGGACAAAGUUACCCCAAUCCCAGGUAACUUUGUCCCAAUUUUUAAAAAUUUUUUAUCUAGGUUAGGAAAAUUAUUAGGGACUUAUACUAAUGCUUAAAUUUGUGGCACAUAAUCGAAUAAUAACUGGAAAAACUUAAAACACAAUCUUCAUCACAAAUAGAUUGGUAAAAACUGGUUUGUUUCACAAAAAACUGGGAAAGUUGGGCCAAAGUUACCCCAGU
This is a messenger RNA of Chrysoperla carnea, 2462 nucleotides long. RefSeq lists its product as uncharacterized. NCBI's taxonomy places the organism in Eukaryota, Metazoa, Arthropoda, Insecta, Neuroptera, Chrysopidae. The transcript has 3 exons. Gene Ontology annotation, molecular function: DNA binding. Bases 142 to 831 code for a protein of 229 amino acids. The record is from RefSeq and is a predicted model, not a curated record.